This is a messenger RNA of Anguilla anguilla (European eel), 2954 nucleotides long. Its product is annotated as cytochrome P450 2K1-like. Lineage: Eukaryota; Metazoa; Chordata; Actinopteri; Anguilliformes; Anguillidae. The transcript is spliced from 10 exons. The coding region runs from base 577 to 2085 and encodes 502 amino acids. Gene Ontology annotation, molecular function: heme binding; oxidoreductase activity, acting on paired donors, with incorporation or reduction of molecular oxygen, reduced flavin or flavoprotein as one donor, and incorporation of one atom of oxygen; iron ion binding. The record is from RefSeq and is a predicted model, not a curated record. Gene Ontology annotation, cellular component: cytoplasm; intracellular membrane-bounded organelle. Gene Ontology annotation, biological process: xenobiotic metabolic process.
UGUGGUGUGGCUGGAGCAUCGGGGCUGGGGUAUUGCUUGUCACCGACAAUGACUGCACCCGAUCAUUUGUUUGCGCAUUGAUGUGUAACUGUACUGGUGGGGACACUGAGUCAACCCGUAUCAGCGUCAAUGUUUAAUAUAACGACGUACUGCAUGAGAAAUUGUGCACCAUGAAAUGAUCCUGCUGUUUAUACACAUUACGCAGUAACUGUGCAACCUAGUGACAGUUGUACGUGGUAGGCUGGUCCUGAUGCUCCUCCCACUGCAUUCUGCAUUUUUUUAAUGAACUCUGCUUUGUGUGCGCGAGUAUUUUGUAACUUUCUUUUUUGUUUGUACGGCGAGAACAAAUUGUUUUUUUUUUCCACUAAACCACUAAACCUUCCUUCCGGCCCUUUUAAAAGAUCACUGGACUUACGACUGAACAUCACCGUCGACACGGUACUGAUUUAUUAGCUUUGGCCCUGCCCACUGACCUGAGACGUUUUCUCCGCUGAGACUCUGAAGCUCCCUGAAGGAGGAGAACGGUUCCUUGUUGUUGAGACAGGCGGCUGCGUUAUUGCCAGAUCAGAGGGAACGAUGUUGGAGGGGAUUUUACCCCAGAUACACCCACCUGUGACCCUUCUGGGGGUGGUGCUGGUGCUGCUUUUGCUCUACCUGCUGUCCUCCACCACUGGGCCUGGAAAAGAACCACCGGGACCCAGACCCCUGCCCCUCCUCGGGAACCUGCUCCACCUGGACCUCAAACAGCUCCAAGUGUCUCUCUGUGAGCUGUCUAAGAAGUAUGGACCUGUGUUCACCAUACACUUGGGCCCCAAGAAGGUGGUCGUCCUGGCAGGCUACAAGACGGUCAAACAGGCGCUGGUCAACUACGCUGAAGAGUUUGGAGACCGGGAAAUUUCACCCAUGUUCAGAGAUACUAUAAAAGGGCACGGUGUUCUGUUCUCCAAUGGAAACUCCUGGAAGGAGAUGAGGCGCUUCUCCCUCACCAACCUGCGCGACUUCGGAAUGGGCAAGAGGAGAAGCGAGGAGAAGAUCAUCGAGGAAUCCCGCUACCUCAUCGAGGUGUUUGAGAACUUUAAGGGCGAGCCUUUCGACACCACUCAGCCAGUGAAUUACUCCGUCUCCAACAUAAUCUGCGCCAUCGUCUACGGCACCCGCUUCGACUACGCUGACCCCGCCUUUAAGAAAAUGGUCGACAGGGCCAAUGAAAAUAUCCGCCUGGCCGGUUCAGUUGAAAUACGGCUGUACAACAUGUUCCCCUGGCUGCGCUGGUGCUGUGGCUGGUGGCUGGUGAACAGGACCCAGAUCGUGAAGAACACCGAAAAAAACCUUGAGGAGAUUAGUGGGCUGGUGCAGGGACUGAGGGACACACUCAACUCCCAGGACCUCAGGGGAUUUGUGGACUCCUUCCUGGUUCGGCAGCAGGAGGAGUCAGAUCAGCUGGGUUCCUACUUCCAUAACGACAACCUGCAAUAUACUGUCGGAAACCUGUUUGCAGCAGGGACGGAUACCACUGGAACCACCCUGAGAUGGGGCCUAUUGCUGAUGGCCAAGUACCCCCACAUACAGGACCAGGUUCAGGAGGAGUUGAGCCGGGUCAUUGGGGACCGGGAACCCCGGAUGGAGGACCGGAGGAACCUGCCCUACACAGACGCUGUGAUCCACGAGAUCCAGAGACUGGCUAACAUUGUACCCAUGAGCAUUCCCCACACCACCAGCUGUGAUGUCACCUUCCAGGGAUACGUCAUCAAGAAGGGAACUACUGUGAUCCCACUCCUGACGUCGGUGCUGCAGGAUGAGGAGGAGUGGGAGACCCCCCACAGCUUCAACCCCGGCCACUUCCUGGAUGAGAAGGGCUGCUUCGUCAAGAAAGAUGCCUUCCUGCCCUUCUCUGCAGGGCGACGGGCCUGUCUGGGAGAGAGUCUGGCCAGGAUGGAGCUCUUCCUCUUCUUCACCUUCCUCCUGCAGAGGUUCCGCUUCACACCACCGCCAGGGGUGUCCGAGGAAGACUUGGACCUGACGCCGUGCUUGGGGUUCACCCUCAACCCCUCACCCCACCGGCUGUGUGCUGUGAGCCGGACCUAAACCCCACUCCAGCUGAUGGAUGUGAACAUCAGCUCUUUUGUUUUUUGUUUUUUUUACCAAACCUUUCUUGAUCAUUAUUUACAGUGAAUGUUUGUAAGCCUUGAUUUGAGUGCUGCUAGAUUAAUAAACAGGGCUCCCCUCCACAGCUGAGGAGACAGUCUGUUCUCUUCAUUCCUGGCUUCCUCAAUUACUCACUCAUGAGGGCCAGAAUAUAUAUAUAUUUUUUUUUUUGGUACUUAUGGGCUCUUCCUACCCACUCAGGAUGACCUAGACAGCAGCUCAAAUAGUCAGUGAGGUUGAUAAACGGUCUUCCAACUCGGUAAGCGAUCCCUGGUUGAAAUGGACAUAAAGUUGCCACCAUUUGGCAUUUUUAUUUGGAAGUGAAAUGAAAUGACAUUUGUAGUAACCCUUAAAUUGAAAGGUGCUGGUGUUUUCCGUAAAAGUGAAGGUCCCUUUUCAGAAUGCAACACAUUGGAAAACUCAAAUCUUGCUAAAUGUAAAUAUUUAAAAGUUUCAGCUGAUUAAGAUACAGACCAAAGUGACCUUGAUAUGCACCUUUGUACGUCGCUUUGGAUAAAAGCAUUUGCUAAAUAAAUGUAAUGUAAUGUAACAAGGGUUCAUCGUCCUCAUUCCCUGCUCACAAACCCCCCAGCCCCCACCCCCUUUGUAACUGUCAACAAGAAUCAGCCAAUGAGAAACAAGCAUUUCUGCUGAUUGAUAAUAAAUAGUAUAACUUUCCCCUGUAUUUUCUAGGGGUUGACUUCUCUUCAUUUGCUACAUUUUAAUCAGGUUUAAUUAUUUUAAAUACAGGCAGAAUCACACUGUUGGACUAUAUAAACUAAAGUAAAUAAACUUUUAAAAAGCCAAAC